AUGCUUGUUCCAGCUGGCUACAAAGACUACAAAGUCGAUAAGAGCUUCAAUUCCGUAGACAAGUUUUUUUACUCAAAACCCCUGGAAUUAUGGAACGAUUUCGAUGCUUUUGCGAAAGAGGUUGCAGGUACAUGCUCCACACCCGACACUAUAUUCAAACUGUACUGCAGUUCUCUGAAAACCCUAAGACAUUCGACACGGAUUCCAAAGAGCGUUCGCGACUAUGCUGGUGCAUUACAUGAUUUAAUUAGAUCAACAAAAAGAGUGCGCGUGUUUGAGCAGGCAAGGCUUGCAAUUGCGACUGCAUGUGAGAAGUCGAGAACGGCUGCAGCACAGGCAUCAACGACUGGCAUACUGAAAAGGUCAACCUACGCAGCAAUGGCAGAAUUCGGGAUUGAAUAUACCAGAUCAAUCAAAAAGUCGCGAACUAGUACAAGGCCAGAGGAAGAGGAUCCUGUAGAGACGAAGAAUUCAGAAGAGCCAGAAAACUUGAGAGAGACACGAGCAGUGGAAACAGCAGAUCCAGAGGUGGAACUGACAGAAGACGAAGAUGAUCUAGAUGUGUUAUGGGAACCGGAAUCUCCAUUUAUUGACAAACUUCGAAAAAUUCUCCGGGACAUGUCAAAAUCAAAUAAUUAUUUUGAUAAGAAACUGGCUCAGAAUGGAAUAAUCCGCUUAUCAUCUCGAAAAGAAGACGAACCAUCACAAAUGAAGAAUGAAGUGAAAAAGAGACUAACAGAUGACGAAAUUAAUUCACUCAAAAGUAUGCUGCAGAUGUCUGGCGUGGAUGCGUUGGAUGGUUGUGUGGACUUAUCAGCGAGAACGUUACCUGAAAUGAGGCAACGACUUGAUAACUGUGGGACACCGACAAGUGAACAGUGUCGCGCAGUGAGAGUUCUCCAGGACCUGUUUGUUACCGGUCUAGAAGGCAAAGCCGACUUGCUGCUUCCAAUGCCAGAGCGAACGUGGACGGUCAAAUACAUUGCACCCUUAUUCGAACGUUGUCUUGGAGAUGCACAUCAUCUGGCGUCCUUCUGGUGUGAAAAGGGGGAUGUAGACGUUGUCAAAAGUCGCGAAAAAGAGCAUAACUUAUGGGAUGGCGUAUUCUGCGACGUGGAGGAAAUGAAGAAACCACAUAUGCUUCUUAUUGAAGUCUCGGGAGGGACGGAUGGUGUUUCGAAAAAGAAGGCAGAAGGCGAUUUAUUAAAAUUAGCGAACGGAAUGAAGCGUCAUCUCAUUAGAGUUGGAUGCUGUAUAAGAGGUAUUGACAUAACACGUUGUAGGGAACUUCGGGUUGCUGGGGUUCACAUAAUAGCCAAUGUAGUAUAUUUUCAGGCCAUGAUGAUGAUUGGAAAGGGGGUCUUUAUAAUGUGGGAAUGGAGCAGUAAGAAGAUACCCCGUUCGAUCCAGGAUAUGUGGAGCCUGCCAAGCACAUUGGGUUCAAUAUAUACAUUAAAGGCAUUGCUUAUGAGAACGAAAUCUAUUAUCGUCGAUUCAAAGUAUACAGAGUCAAAGACUUAUGAGUUGGAUCAUUCGACCGGACUCUCGUCUCCCGCACGUGAGACUGAUACCCCUUGGGAGUCUUACUUUGACCUAUGA
Messenger RNA from Paraglomus occultum, 1599 nucleotides. The record is from the annotation of a GenBank genome assembly. Lineage: Eukaryota; Fungi; Glomeromycota; Glomeromycetes; Paraglomerales; Paraglomeraceae.